Messenger RNA from Odobenus rosmarus divergens (Pacific walrus), 1427 nucleotides. It is a transcript of the gene ILKAP, whose product is annotated as integrin-linked kinase-associated serine/threonine phosphatase. NCBI's taxonomy places the organism in Eukaryota, Metazoa, Chordata, Mammalia, Carnivora, Odobenidae. Gene Ontology annotation, biological process: protein dephosphorylation. Gene Ontology annotation, molecular function: protein serine/threonine phosphatase activity; cation binding. The coding region runs from base 94 to 1275 and encodes 393 amino acids. The transcript is spliced from 12 exons. The record is from RefSeq and is a predicted model, not a curated record.
CCCGCUGCCGCCGCUGCCGCCGCUGCUGCUGCCGUCGCUGCCGCCGCCCGCAGGCUGCGCGACCGCCGCCGCCGCCGCCGCCCCGCCUUGGCCAUGGACCUGUUCGGGGACCUGCCAGAGCCCGAGCGCUCGCCGCGCCCGGCUGUCGGCAAAGAAGCUCAGAAGGGACCUCUGCUUUUUGAUGACCUCCCUCCGGCCAGCAGUACUGACUCAGGGCCAGGGGGACCUUUGCUUUUUGAUGAUCUCCCACCAGCCAGCAGUGGCGAGUCAGGUCCUCUUGACACUUCGAUGUCCCAGACGGUAAAGAACGAAGAGAAAGGAGCAAAGAGAAAAGCCCCCGAAGAAGAGAAGAAUGGCAGUGAAGAGCUUGUGGAAAAGAAAGUUUGUAAAGCCUCCUCAGUGAUCUUCGGUUUGAAAGGCUAUGUGGCCGAGCGGAAGGGCGAGCGGGAGGAGAUGCAGGACGCCCACGUCAUCCUGAAUGACAUCACGGAGGAGUGUAGGCCCCCGUCGUCCCUCAUUACCCGGGUUUCAUAUUUCGCUGUUUUUGAUGGUCACGGAGGAAUUCGAGCCUCAAAGUUUGCUGCACAGAAUUUGCAUCAGAACUUAAUCAGGAAAUUUCCUAAAGGAGAUGUAAUCAGUGUAGAGAAAACGGUGAAGAGAUGCCUUUUGGACACUUUCAAGCAUACUGAUGAAGAGUUUCUUAAACAAGCUUCAAGCCAGAAGCCUGCCUGGAAGGAUGGCUCCACUGCGACGUGUGUUCUGGCUGUGGACAACAUCCUCUAUAUCGCCAACCUCGGAGAUAGUCGGGCAAUCCUGUGUCGUUUUAAUGAGGAGAGUCAAAAGCAUGCAGCCUUAAGCCUCAGCAAGGAGCAUAAUCCCACACAGUACGAAGAGCGAAUGAGAAUACAGAAGGCUGGAGGAAACGUCAGGGACGGUCGCGUCUUGGGCGUGCUGGAGGUGUCACGCUCCAUCGGGGAUGGGCAGUACAAGCGCUGUGGGGUCACUUCGGUGCCGGACAUCAGACGCUGCCAGCUGACCCCCAAUGACAGGUUCAUUCUGCUGGCCUGUGACGGCCUCUUCAAGGUCUUCACGCCAGAAGAAGCGGUGAACUUCAUCCUGUCCUGCCUGGAGGAUGAGAAGAUCCAGAGCCGGGAAGGGAAGCCCACCGUAGACGCCCGCUACGAAGCCGCCUGCAACAGGCUGGCCAACAAGGCAGUGCAGCGGGGCUCGGCGGACAACGUCACCGUGAUGGUGGUGCGGAUAGGGUCCCCGUGAGGGCCGGCGGGGCAGCGAGGGUGCGGCGGGGCCGGGAACGCGGCAUGGUAUUGACUUCACAGGUUCAUCGUGUGUGUGUGCACAUUCUGUGUGUUUCGUGUACUCCUGUGGGACUCCCAUGGUUGUAAAUAAAGGUUUCUUUUUUUUUUCUU